Molecule: messenger RNA, 1062 nt
Organism: Talaromyces marneffei
Lineage: Eukaryota; Fungi; Ascomycota; Eurotiomycetes; Eurotiales; Trichocomaceae
Exons: 2
Coding region: 1-1062 (353 amino acids)
Source: RefSeq, a predicted model, not a curated record
AUGCCUUGGGAACUGCAGGUCUGUCGCUUCUGUCAGAAGAAGUACGGCAACAAGACUGGUCUACGCAGGCAUUUGAUUCAGUAUAUUGACGAAUGGCGUAUACCAGCUGACGGGAUUCACGAUGUGUUGGAAAUUCAAAGGAUUCUCUACCCUGAAGACGACGACAACGAGUAUCAAUGCCCCUCUCGCGAUUGCCGAGAGAUAAUCGCUACCAGACAAAAGUUCAUCCAGCAUGUCGUUACUAAAUUGCAUUGGGGAGGGUUUCCUGAAGGCCCAUUGAGAGGUAGCAAUGAUGCCAAUGACGAGAGCGUAGAUCUCAGCAAUAUUAGCGAAUGGGUGCUUCCUUUUGAUGAGAAAGUGGUGAAGAUCUUUAAACCAGAAGGGCCAUUUCCACUUCUUCGCCUUCCACCUGAGCUGCGGACCAUAGUUUACGAAAUGACUCUCUGCUGCCCCGGGAUCAACAUUUGCGCAAUGAAAGAAGAAGCUCCGAGCCCUCGACAAGCAAAGGUCUUCCUUCAGCGGAACAGGGAUAACAAUCCCUUGUCUCUUUUGAUGACGAGCCGUGGGAUCUAUGAUGAGGCACGGAGUGUGUUUUACAGUAAAAACAAAUUCACAUUUGCUAAUAUUGACGCUGUCCCAAUUUUCCUCAUAGGUAUUGGACAGGAGAACGCGAAACUUCUACGAUCUCUGAGAUUGAUGCCUGCUGGUGAAGAUCAAUUCGAAAACCAGCUCAGCACUAUUCGUCAACACAUCUGGGGAAUAAAUGGACAGGAUUCAACAAACAACAAAAAACUAGAUAUCUGGAAUGACCACACAACAUAUUUAGAUCUCCUCGAAAAAAUCGGCCGUACAAGUUGCAUGUAUCCACUUCCAGAGCCACAUCGCUUCAUCCUUUGGAAUCCACGCAAUACGGGCCACGCGAAUCGGGUGCGUUUCAAACUGCACUGUCAUUUCUCAGACACUAUCUUCAAAUACAUGCAUGGCUAUGAACGUUGGAAUGCACACGUAUGGCAUGGAGAGGCCAGUUAUGAAUUGAUCCUGCAUGUGGAAAAGAAUGAUUAA